CCCUGGCUCGCUCCAUCCCUGUCCCGUGCUUCCCUUUUCGCGCCCCCACCGACCCGUCGCAGAUUCGACCCUCACCGCUUUCUCCCUCCCCCUCUGCCUUCCCGAGAGCGAGAGGCGAAUUCGAUUGGAGGAACAGGCCGCACGAAAAGCACCCUCCCGGCCUCGUGCUCCUCUUGUUUCUUCACAGCUGUCCUGCUCCUCUCCUCCUCGAGUAAGCGCUUAAUCAAUUGGUUCGUUGACAAGAGCAUUUUUAAGUACGGGAUUACACGGCCUCCUUGUUUCCUAACCACCUCGUGUUCUUGGCCUUUUUUUUUUUUGCGACGCGCUGAUAUAUAAAAAAUCCUCUUUUUACACUGCAACCCCGCUUAAUUAGCAGCAACUCCCUUGUUGGUGUCUGAGCCGCUUACUCAGCCUUGCUGUCCGUCCGUCUCACGCCCUCCUCUCUCGGCCUCCCUUGUCGUCGGCGUCGGGGGACGGCGCGCGGCGCCGGGCGCGGAUCGGCCGCGGGUGCAUGGUGGAGGCCGCCGCGGGGCGCCGGUCGGGUACCAGCCGUCGGCGGCCUAGCGGCAGCGGAGGGGAGCGCCAGCAGGAGCAGCAGCAGCGCCUGGUCGCCGUCGCGGUCGCCGCGCGCGUCGUCAUGGUCACGACUCGGUCCGCGGGGGCAGCGGUGGGAGGAGCGGGAGGAGGAGGAGGAGCAGGAUCAGGAGGCGGCGGCGCCGGCGGGCGGUGUAUGAAGGACUUCUUCGACUGCCUGCUCGGCGUGCUCGGCGCGCUCGGCGUCUCCUGGGCUGCCACGCGGCCACAGAGGCAGCCGCACCCGGCGCCGCCGAGCGGGGUGGCCGCCACGGCGUCCGUGGACACCCGGCGCUUCGCAGCAGAGCUGAGGGGCAUCCCCGGCCGGAUCGCUGGCAAUGGCGCCUGCGCCGUCGCGUCGCUCUACACGAUGCAGGGCAAGAAGGGCGUCAACCAGGAUGCUAUGAUCUUCUGGGAGAACUUCUGUUCGAGAGAUGAUACCAUCUUUUGUGGUGUUUUUGAUGGUCAUGGACCUUACGGCCAUUUGGUUGCUAAGAGAGUAAGAGAUCUACUGCCCGUAAAGUUAAGUGCAGAUUUGGGGACAGAUGAGGGUAGAGAGACAUCCACCAGCAACAUUAAAAGCAAUGCAGGUGAAGUAGGUUCACCGGAACACAUCGACAGAGGAGAUACUACCAUUUCCUCUGUAGCUGAGCAGAAUGGGGAGUAUCCAGAGAGCUUUCCAGCAUUGAGAACUUCGUUCUUGAAGACGUUCUAUGUAAUGGAUAGGGAUCUGAAGUUACAUAAAAAUAUCGAUUGCUUUUUCAGUGGAACUACAGCGGUGGCAGUGAUCAAGCAGGGGCUCAAUCUUAUAAUCGGCAACUUGGGGGAUUCAAGAGCUGUCUUGGGCACCAGAAAUGAAAAUAAUCAGCUUGUUGCUGUCCAAUUGACAGUUGAUCUUAAGCCUAAUAUUCCAAGUGAAGCACAGCGAAUAAGGCAACGCAAGGGUAGAAUAUUUGCACUUCCUGAGGAACCAGACGUCGCUCGUGUUUGGCUUCCAAAGUACAACUCACCUGGAUUGGCCAUGGCUAGGGCAUUUGGAGACUUCUGUCUGAAGGAUCAUGGUGUAAUUUCUAUGCCUGAUGUUUCCUAUCAUCACAUCACAGAAAAGGAUGAAUUUAUUGUGUUGGCUACCGAUGGGGUGUGGGACGUGCUGUCAAACGAAGAAGUUGUUAGUAUUGUUAGCCGAGCCACUUCUCGGACCUCCGCAGCACGUUUUCUAGUCGAAUCUGCUCACCGUGCCUGGCGAAGUCGGUUCCCUACUUCUAAAGUUGAUGACUGUGCCGUCGUCUGCCUUUUCCUGAAUACUGAUGAACCAAGUGAAUCAUCCAGUUCCAUGGCCAACAAUUUGGCAAAUACUGUAGAAGUUAGCAGUGAUGAGUGCCCCGCAACCAUCCAGCUGAGCACUGGAGCUUCUGCAGAUGUUGUUACUGCACUGGUAACAGAUCGAAACGAGCUGUCUGUUGUGGAUGGCGUCGCGAAGCCGGUCAUUCUUGCGGAUUCAGAGAAGGAUGGUUGAGGCGCAAAGCAAGCAUGAUCAAGUGAACUUGCAUGCUGCCUGUGAUUGGCAUCUGUUGGACCGAUGGAUGGCUGUUUUUACUGGCACGUCGGGAGUUGCUGCUUGCUAUUUUUCUGCACGCAAGUGUGACUAGGAUUUACAGUUUUGCAGUUUAGCGUCAUUUGUUGAGUUCUUUGUAAUAAUUUUGUUCCUGCUAUUGUCGGUCUAUCGUGGUCAUAGCAUCCUAUAGGAAGAAGCCUAUUGAGUUCUCAACUUUUUUUUGUAAAUAUUUAUUCGAUUACUUCAUGUUGGUCGUGAUCCUUUUCA
Phragmites australis (common reed) is the source of this 2395-nucleotide messenger RNA. Its product is annotated as probable protein phosphatase 2C 14. The coding region runs from base 512 to 2089 and encodes 525 amino acids. Lineage: Eukaryota; Viridiplantae; Streptophyta; Magnoliopsida; Poales; Poaceae. Gene Ontology annotation, biological process: protein dephosphorylation. The record is from RefSeq and is a predicted model, not a curated record. The transcript has 5 exons. Gene Ontology annotation, molecular function: protein serine/threonine phosphatase activity.